CCCGCAACGAGAAAGAAAAGGAAAGAAUUCUUCUUCCUCUUGUCCUUGAUUGUGAAAAUGGGCACUGCGAUUCUCCACCCCCAAAACUGUCUCGGCAACCGGUUCCGCCGCGAAAUCAUGGCGCCUGGUUUCAAACCUCGGCGACAUCCUAAUGCUAACCUCGAAAGCACUAACUCCAACCACGGUUUCUCUCAGUCUCGCCGUCGAAAGCGGAGUGCGUUAGGCCUCCGAUCCAAUCAGCCGUCUCGAUCGGAACCUAUGGUGGCGAAAUUACCGUCUAGGAAUCUGGUCAUGGGCCAGGUCAAGAUCCUGAAGCGCGGGGAGACUUUGGCGCCUGCAGCGAAGAAGACCGAUCAUCGAGGGAUAUAUGGUGGGGGAACAACGUCCAGUAGAGGUGGCGACUUGGAUCUGACUUUGGGAUCCACGGAUCGGUUGGGUCCAGAUCCGGAAACGAUGCAGAAGCAACUUAGGGUUAUGGAUUUGAAGGUUGGGGAUGGUGUUUAUGCUGGAUCCGCUUUUUUCUCUUCUCCUCCACCGAGUUCGUUGCCAGUUCCCGGUUUCCUGGGGAUAAACGGCAAAGGUUCCACCCAACCAGUUUCCGCCGGUAACUGAGGGUCAACCAGUUUCACCAGUUUCCUGGGGAAAUUGUUUGCGUUGCGUUUAAAUCUCAUGGUCUUCCUUUAUUUUUUCAAGAGGGAGGUUAUUGAGUGCAAGAAUCAAAAAACUUGUACUGCUUUGAUCGAUAUCUGGUCGAUCGAGUAGCAAACAUCAGAUUAAAUCAGUUGUUGCUGGAUCAGAGGAAAAGUUAGGUACUGGUUUCCCCACAACAGCUAGAAAUCUGUAUGUAGCCUAUAUACGUUUAGCCUCAUAGCAACAGUUUGUUUGGGAGUGGGUGGUAUGUUGUUUUUAGUUUUUCUAUAUGGACUUAAUCGGUGUGUGUUCAGAGUUUGUAUCCCACUAUCCUCUGUAUUUCAGUAUUGAAUGAUAUCUCAGUUUUAGUAAAACAAAUUGCAAGUU
Rubroshorea leprosula is the source of this 1017-nucleotide messenger RNA. NCBI's taxonomy places the organism in Eukaryota, Viridiplantae, Streptophyta, Magnoliopsida, Malvales, Dipterocarpaceae. The record is from the annotation of a GenBank genome assembly.